Blepharisma stoltei is the source of this 591-nucleotide messenger RNA. Lineage: Eukaryota; Ciliophora; Heterotrichea; Heterotrichida; Blepharismidae. The record is from the annotation of a GenBank genome assembly.
AUGCUAUUUUUCCUAUCAAUUCUAGCCCUUGCAUAUUCAGUAGAUUCAAUAUCAGGAAGAAAGUCAAAAUUAGGAGCCUGCAUUUCUUUAGUGCAGAUAGCAAUUAUAGACACCGAAUUAGAAUUUAAAAGCAUCGCCAAAAAUCUACCACCCCAGAAUCGAGAGAGAGCCCAAAACAAAAUCGUCGCAGAUAUGAUGAUAAAUUGCAUGAACAAAAUUUCUUCUCAAGCAGCAGUCGAGCUUCUAUCUAUGAAGGAAAAUGCUAUGUUUCUGCGAGAGCAUAGCUCUCUUAUUGACUGGGAUAGGACACAAUUUGAUGGCAAUACUGUUAUUACUUUCACACAGGAGCAAAUAGAAUUAUUUGAUGAAAUUCAAGCUUUUCAGGAUAGUGCUCAUCAAUUUGUGGCAGAACCAUAUGAAGAAUCAGAAUGAUCAGAAGAUAAUAAAGCCUAUGAGGGAGUUCCUUUUCUUCAAUUUGGACUAUGGUAUGCUGUUGUAAUUAUAGGGGUGUUCGGAUUAUUUUUCUAUUUCGCAAUCACAAAACUGAAUGAACCUCCGAGUACUCCGAAGAAAAAGAAAAAGAAUAAAUAA